UUUACGUAAUCCAUUAUUAUUGUACAUGUGAACGAAACUUGCAACCAGCUGCAACUAUCAGGUUCGUUGAGGUUAGAACACAACACACUUUCUCUCUCUUUGUCUCUCUCUCUAGAAUCACGAUCAUGAAGUACAGCAACAACAGCACCACCAAUUUCUGCGCCGCGUUGUUUUUUGUUCUCAUAUUCCAUUAGUGUCAGUGUCACUGUCUCUAUUCCGCUUCACUUUCCCUUCUUCUUCUUCCACUCUUUCCAACCGACACAAAAAUGGAAACGGUGGCCGCCGCUUUUUUCUUCGCCGCCGUGGUUCUGUCGGCGGUUGGCGGGUCGCCGGUGACUCUGACGCUGGAAAGAGCGUUCCCUUCGAAUGAUGGGGUGGAAUUGAGUGAGCUCAGAGCGAGGGACAGCCUCAGACAUCGUAGAAUGUUGCAGUCUACUAACUACGUUGUAGAUUUCCCUGUCAAAGGCACCUUCGAUCCCUCACAAGUCGGGCUUUACUAUACAAAGGUGAAAUUGGGUACUCCUCCAAGGGAAUUCUAUGUGCAGAUUGACACUGGCAGUGAUGUUCUCUGGGUUAGUUGUGGGUCCUGCAACGGUUGUCCUCAGACAAGUGGGCUCCAAAUUCAGCUCAAUUACUUUGAUCCUCGGAGUUCAUCAACAUCUUCGUUGAUCUCUUGUUCAGACCGAAGGUGCAGGAGUGGAGUACAGACCUCGGAUGCAAGCUGUUCCAGUCAGAACAACCAGUGCACUUACACAUUUCAGUAUGGAGAUGGUAGUGGGACAUCAGGCUAUUAUGUCUCAGACUUGAUGCAUUUUGCUGGUAUUUUUGAGGGAACCUUGACAACAAAUUCUUCGGCAUCUGUAGUUUUUGGUUGUAGCAUCCUGCAGACUGGGGACUUAACAAAGUCUGAGAGAGCAGUUGAUGGGAUAUUCGGAUUUGGGCAACAGGGCAUGUCUGUCAUUUCCCAACUCUCGUUGCAGGGAAUAGCACCAAGAGUGUUCUCCCAUUGCCUGAAAGGAGAUAAUAGUGGUGGGGGCGUAUUGGUUCUUGGUGAAAUUGUGGAGCCAAACAUAGUUUAUAGUCCACUUGUUCAAUCACAGUACGUUCAUUUGUUAGAGCCACAUUACAAUUUAAAUCUGCAGAGCAUCUCUGUUAAUGGCCAAAUUGUGCCAAUUGCCCCUGCAGUUUUUGCUACAUCAAACAACAGAGGUACCAUUGUUGAUUCUGGAACAACUUUGGCAUACCUUGCAGAAGAGGCUUACAAUCCCUUUGUCAAUGCGAUUACAGCUCUUGUUCCACAAUCUGUACGCAGUGUUCUUUCCAGAGGAAAUCAGUGUUACUUAAUAACCACCUCCAGCAAUGUUGACAUUUUUCCACAAGUAAGUCUGAACUUCGCUGGUGGUGCAUCUCUGGUUUUAAGACCACAGGAUUACCUUAUGCAGCAGAAUUAUAUUGGCGAGGGAUCAGUGUGGUGUAUUGGCUUUCAGAGAAUUCCGGGGCAAAGUAUAACUAUUCUAGGAGACCUCGUAUUAAAAGACAAAAUUUUUGUCUACGAUCUUGCUGGUCAACGCAUUGGAUGGGCUAACUAUGAUUGUUCAUUGCCGGUUAAUGUAUCUGCAUCAGCUGGUAGGGGCAGAAGUGAGUUUGUGGACGCGGGAGAGCUAAGUGGCAGCUCUUCUUUACGUGCUGGGCUUCACAUGUUGAUAAAUACACUGUUCCUUGCUCUCUUCAUGCACAUAACUUUAAUUUUGUAGCAUGUGGAAUUGGAACUGAUAUUCUUUUUUGCUAUGUAUAUUCUCUUGCCGCUAUAUAAUUGCGGCAUUGUGCAAGACCACACGUUACUACUUGGAUUGUUGCUUGUGUUUUUUUUUCCUACACAGUAUAGGGUUGUCUGUUUUAGCUUCAUGUGUUUAUGUAAGUCACUCAUUUUGCCUCUCGGGGAUUUUGUAUUUUUGUAGCAUUGUAAAUUAACAUGAUUAUUGAUUGAAAUUUGAAACGAAGAUACAAGUUAUACCUCA
Messenger RNA from Glycine soja, 2018 nucleotides. RefSeq names its product aspartic proteinase-like protein 2. The record is from RefSeq and is a predicted model, not a curated record. Gene Ontology annotation, biological process: proteolysis. The transcript has 10 exons. Lineage: Eukaryota; Viridiplantae; Streptophyta; Magnoliopsida; Fabales; Fabaceae. Gene Ontology annotation, molecular function: aspartic-type endopeptidase activity. The coding region runs from base 267 to 1754 and encodes 495 amino acids.